This is a messenger RNA of Lingula anatina, 4827 nucleotides long. RefSeq lists its product as uncharacterized. Gene Ontology annotation, cellular component: nucleus; cytoplasm. Gene Ontology annotation, molecular function: cysteine-type endopeptidase inhibitor activity involved in apoptotic process; ubiquitin protein ligase activity. Lineage: Eukaryota; Metazoa; Brachiopoda; Lingulata; Lingulida; Lingulidae. Gene Ontology annotation, biological process: positive regulation of protein ubiquitination; regulation of cell cycle; negative regulation of apoptotic process. The record is from RefSeq and is a predicted model, not a curated record.
UCAUUGUAGGUCCUUCAUUUGAGACCAGAGUAAAAACUGUGGAAGAGCUGCCAUCACAUCCUCAGUCCAAUGCUGAACAUAUUGACACAUGUGUGCUUAGUCCUGAGAAGUUGGUAAACCAUGCACCCACCGAUUCCAUCAUUAAGACAGUGCAUGGAAUGUCAUGCAACUUAGAAGGUAUUGUGAAGGUUCUAGGCAGUCUAUCAACAUUACCAGUACCACGGUCAAAUAAGAGAAUCAAAAAAAGGACAGGUGGGAGAAGCAGUAAAAGAAGAAUAGAAAGGAAGACUGUUAGUCCAUCUGCUUCACUGGUAUCAUGGUCAAGGAAGAGGAUCCAAAAGAAAAGAAGAGCAUGCACAAAAAGACAAAGAAAAAAGAAGACAAUGAGGAAGUAUGGAAUGAUUGAGAAAAGGGGCAUCGUGAUAAAGCUGAGCAAAAGAAGCAUGAGGCAUUUUGCCAGAGGAAAAGAGAAAUCACAGUUGUAUAAGACCAGCAGUGAGCAAGUUCAAAUAACCAAAAGAAAUUGCGCAAAAGAAAUGCUUGAAAUUCUCCAGUUAUUUUGUAUGAGCUUUCCUACAGAGAAGCAUGAAUUGGUGUCUAAACCCAUACUUAAAGAGAAAUCAUCCAUAAGAGGUCUGCCUGGAGAUUUUUUCAAGUAUUAUGCAGCAUUUGUCCCAAAGCAAUACAGGCACAUUUUUGUCUACCCAGCCAGCCUAAAUGAAUACUUCCUACGACUUGCAAAAGGACCAGCCUUUCUCCAAGGAGAAGAAAACAAAUAUGAAGCUGUGCGUCUGGCCAGCUUUAGAGCUUGGCCUCAGUGGGCACCUGUGGCUGCGACAAGGCUGGCAAGAUCUGGGUUCUAUUACUCUGGUAAUGGGGAUGAGGUAGUUUGCUUCAGUUGUGGUGGUCAUCAUAGGCAGUGGUCCCAUGGAGACAACCCUAUGGAUCAACACAGGCUACGCUUUCCUGAUUGCAGAUUUGUGAGAGGGUCAGACACAGCAAAUGUUCCAUUAGUCCCAGGGGUAGCACUGCGGGACUCAUCAGAUGGCACAGACCCCUUCCCAAAUUUGGUUAGGUCUGGUAGCCAUGGAUUACUGGGUGGUGAUCUGGCAAGUCAGCAAGCUUUACAGCAGUCACUUGGCUUUCCCAAUCAAGAUGUUUUAGUCCAGUCGCUUAACAGCAUUGGAACCUCGAACUCUGAGAUUUCCCAGUUACGAGGACCAGCAAAUGACUCUUUUAGCCACUACCAACAUCUGGCUGGAACCAUUGGAGGGGGGCAGGAUGAAAGGGAUAAUGACAGAAACCCAACCCAAACUGCUGGUACCUUCACACAUCAGUCUACUGAGAUGAAAAGUGAAGCAGCAAGACUGAGGACAUUUGCCCACUGGCCAAUAUCAGCCCAUGUGAGACCACAUGACCUGGCCAAAGCAGGCUUCUUCUACACUGGAAAUGCAGAUUCUGUUCAAUGUGCAUUCUGCAGUGGAAUACUUAGAAAUUGGGACCCAGGUGAUCGCCCAAUGCAGGAACAUCGCCAUCACUUUCCAACAUGCCUGUAUGCAUUGGGUGUAGACGUGGGUAAUAUUGCUUUAGAGCCAGAUCAAGCAAACUUGCCCUCAGCAAUUCAGGAGUCUUUGGUCACUUCCUCUGCGGCAGGAGGUACUGCCACCACAUUGGGGGGAAACUUCUAUAGAGGCGAUGAUCUGGGUAUUUUGACUGAGAGACCUAAGCAUGAAAGAUUUGCUGUAGAAUCUACGAGGUUAGCAACAUUUUCUCACUGGACCUCCCAUAACACGCAGAAGCCAGAAGUGUUAGCUAAAGCAGGAUUCUUUUAUGCAGGCUUUGCUGACAAUGUGAAGUGUUUCUUCUGCGAUGGAGGCCUUAGAAACUGGGAGCAUGGUGAUGACCCCUGGACAGAACAUGCCAGAUGGUUCCCACGCUGUGAGUUUGUAAAACAGUGCAAAGGAGAGGACUUUAUCAGAGAUGUUCAAGCAAAACAUCCACCUCAGUACCCACCAAACCAGCCAAGACCUGCGAUUGCGACACCCCUACCUGCUCAAAGCUCUGCGGCAGUUGCCAGGCCCCCAGGGCAGUUCCCUGUAGAACCAAGAGAGAUCAAGGCAAGGCUGGAUACACCUACGGUCCAGGCUGUCCUGGAAAUGGGCUGUUCUAGAACAGUGGUGCGCACUGCCAUUGAAAACAGACUCCGCACUGUUGGCGAUGAUUUUCCGAAUGCAGAAAGCCUCUUGGAGGCCAUCUUUGAAAUCGAGGAAAGCAUGAAUAGGGAAGAGAGCCAGUCAAGUGCUGGUGGAGUACCUGAGCCAGCCCAGCCACCCAGAGAGCAGCAGCCACCCCAAGACACACGCAGCACGAACACUACAACCCAGACAAAGAAAAAAACAGAAGAGAAGAAGAACAAGAAGAAAAAAGACAAAAAGGGUGCAGGGGCUACUAUUGGUCCUCCUGGUGAUAAAGAUGAAGAAGCAAAGUCACUAAUGGAGGAAAACCUACGACUGAAGGAACAGAGAACCUGCAAAAUCUGCAUGGAUGAAGAUGUCAGUGUGGUAUUCCUACCUUGUGGCCACCUGGUGGCUUGCACUCAGUGUGCCCCAGCUCUGCGCAACUGCCCCAUAUGUAGAGCUAUAAUACGUGGCACUGUGCGCACCUUUUUGAGUUAAAAAUGGCUUCCAGAUGGUGUACAACUGGGCACAAAAUCUGUGCUUUGCAUGCCACAUUGCCGUUUACCUUGGCUAAAACUUGUGACUUUACAUAUUGUCAGAUUUUUAAAAAUCCUUCUAAUAUUCAGUUAUAUUUUAAUUUAAGUUUACCUAAACGUGACAUCAGAAUCACACUGCUUUUUACAUCAAAAAAAUAUCCACUGAAUGAUAUCAAUCAGAUUUUGUGUAAUUCAGCAUUUACAUAUUUUGUAGCACUCUGCAGGUGGCAAUUUAUUGCUGCAGGGGGGCCUGGGUCAGUCUGGUUUUUCUGUCCUGCGCUUUACCCCCGAAACAGAAAAAACAGACUGUUCAGGUGUGCAGCUGAUGAAAAAGGGUUGCUACAAUGUGCAUGUCAAUAUUCCAUAUAAGAGUAAGCAGAACAGCUUUGUGAGCCACAUUGAUUGCUUUAACAGGUUUUAGGGAAAUGAGGUGACUCUGAAAUGUUGAUAUUACAAAUUUUAGUUCUAAAUUAUUUAGGUUUACAAGAAAAUAAUUUUAUAAAUUAUUUAAUAAAAGCAUCUGAAAUUGGUUCAAGACCUUUACAAUAAAGUCCAUAAAUAUGUCUAAGACUUUUUUAAUAUUCCCCAUAAAAAACAUCACUGAAGAACUUGUACUUAUGCGCGCAACUUUGUAGAUGCUUCAUAGUUUGUUACUUGGUAGUGCUGUAGUUUUUCUUCUGCAAAUUUUUCAGUGAUUUUGUAAACCUUUGUUCUCUAAUAAGUUAACUGUUGAGCAAUUCAUCCUCUGACAGGUGCUCUAUGCCAGACAGGUCUUGGAGGGGAGGUCAUUUGAAAGCAGUGUGAUUGUGAAUGUUUCCUACCUUACAAACAAUCUGAAGUAUUUGUUUUAUUCUCUUUAGAUUUAGAUUUGAAAUUUUGAUGACUACAUGCACAUGUAGGACGUAUAAAUCAAUUUUAUUUGUUUAAAUAUUUUGAAUGCAUUUUUCCAGUACAUGCACACACCCUGAGAUAAAGAGAAUUGGAAAUAUCGCGUACAUGUAUUCUGUUAUAUUUGUAUGAUUAUUACAGAAUAAGGUUUCUAGUAAAUCCUUAUAUUCAGGGUGGAACACAAGACGGUUUGAAAAUAUAGAUGAUGUGACAUCUAGUACAUAUGUUUGACAUAUAAUUUAUACUAAUAUUUAUAGAAAAGCAUUGGUUCAGGUACUAGUAUGUAUAUGUACCUGAAGGUGAGAUAUAACUCUUGGACUAUGAUCACACUUGUAGAAAGCCCACUGCGAGGAAUUCUUUAAGUUUGUUACAUUGAUAUAAGUUGGCCAGUUUCUGGUGCAUUGUAAAUAAGUUCUUUAGGAUAUAUGUAGGCGUGCCGUACUUUGCGACUGGCAGGUCAGCACAGAGUAAAAAUGUCUGAGCCUCAUUACAGAACUACCGGUACAGUGUUGGUCAACUUUGGCAUGUUGGGGGAAAUCCCCACAAAAUAUUAUUCAGAAGUGAUGAAUAGGCCAAACAAAGGGGAUUUUUCACAGUGUGUUUUAUAUUUAUUGUUGGGGAAGAUUUUGAAGUUUAAGUUUUUACAGGCUUCAAGUGACGUAAACUUAAUAAAGAGCCCAUUCCUGGAAAUCCAAUAGCUUUGAAAAAAGGGCCCAUUUCUCAAAGCUAUUGAAAAGGGGGGCAGUGUGUAUUAUCAAGUAUUUAUGCAUAUUCUAAUAAUAAGAUUUAUGCAUACUCUAAUAAUAAAUAUAAAACGUACCAUGAAGAAACCACUUUUGUUUGCCCUAUUAUUAUCUUAAAAAGACAUUUUGAAGAAAUUAAUAGAAUAUACAAAGCCUAAAGCACAUUGAAUAGUUACAGGUUGGUAAUUCUGACAUUGUUUCUUAUACACUGUGCAUUUAAAUACAGUAUGUGCAUAGAGUAAGUACAUAACCUGGCUUUCUCUGUCCCAUAUUGUCCCCAUUUAACAAGGCCCAGGUGAUGAUGUGCUAUUGAAUGCCCCAAAUGGUGUCCUAUAUUAUUAAUAUCAUUAAUAUUCCAUAGCUCUGCACCUGGGUUAUAUAUGAUGGGCCUUUUGGAUGAAGAAAGUCAAGGUAUGUAGUUACUCCAUGUACAUAAUACUUUAGGGGUCAUCCAUUUCAUCAUCAUUUUCACAGGUCUACAAA